AUGCCGAUUUACAUCAGUGACAACUUGUGGUACAUCAAUUGGGAAUACUUUCUGAUCAAGAAUGGCCACACCUUUAAGUUUUGUCAAAGUAUCUGUGAGGCUAAAAACAGAGAGACUGGAGCCUUAGCUGCUGCCAAAGUCAUUGAGACCAAAAGUGAAGAUGAACUGGAGGACUACAUGGUGGAGAUAGAGAUUCUUGCUACUUGUGACCACCCAUACAUUGUAAAACUGUUAGGAGCCUUUUAUCAUGACAGCAAAUUAUGGAUUAUGAUUGAGUUUUGUCCUGGUGGAGCAGUAGAUGCUACUAUGCUUGAGCUGGAUCGAGGCUUGACUGAAUCACAGAUCCAGGUGGUUUGUCGCCAGAUACUGGAGGCCCUGAACUAUCUGCAUGGCAAGAAGAUUAUCCAUCGAGACUUAAAGGCAGGCAAUGUGUUGCUGACCCUAGAUGGAGAUAUUAAACUUGCUGAUUUUGGAGUAUCAGCCAAAAACAUGAAGACUUUGCAGAGGAGGGAUUCCUUCAUUGGCACACCAUAUUGGAUGGCUCCUGAAGUGGUGAUGUGUGAGACUAUGAAAGACACCCCUUAUGAUUACAAGGCUGAUAUCUGGUCCUUGGGCAUAACACUCAUAGAAAUGGCCCAAAUAGAGCCGCCUCAUCAUGAGCUCAAUCCUAUGAGAGUCUUACUGAAAAUAGCCAAAUCUGAUCCUCCUACUCUUAAUUAUCCAUCAAAGUGGUCUCCAGCGUUCAGAGAUUUUCUGAAGACUGCACUUGACAAGAACCCUGAGACCCGGCCAACUGCCACACAAUUACUUGAACAUCCUUUUGUCAGCAAGGUCACUAAUAAUAAAGCUUUGCGUGAGCUCGUGGCAGAGGCAAAGGCUGAAGUGAUGGAGGAAAUUGAAGACAAUAGAGAGGAAGUUGAAGAGGAGGACUCAUCAGAAUCUGCAUCUCCUCGUGAUGUUCACAAGAGGGAUUCUUCUCUUGCAAGCCAGCUAACUUUGGAAGAAGACAGGCUUCAAGAAAACCGCUUAUCACAUGUGGCCAAUGGUCCAAAGUUGCCUUUGGAGCAGGUCAAGGAAGCCAUAAAUGGGCAGGGCAACAGGCUUUUGGAGGAAGAAGCUAGAACUGAAGCCCUGGUCAAAACUGCUGAGCAUUCAGAUUUGUUGGGAAUAGAAAGUUCUUCAGUCCUGCCUGGUGCUAUACAGAAGUUAAGCACUAGCCCCCAAGGAUUGCAGCCCAAUGAAAACAUUAAAUCGGCAGAGGAUGGGGCUCUCAGCUACCAAAAGGAAAACACUCAGCCAGCAGACAGUGAGGAUUCAAAUUGGGGAAGCCAUAUUGUAAACAGCCUCCUUGAAACGCCAACUGAAGAAAAACUCCCCAAUGGGAGUUUGAGCUCAUCUCAGUUUGAGAAUGACAGCUUCAAGAGAGAUUCUGAUUCUGGUAGCACCUCUGCUUCAGAGAGUAUGGACCUCAGCAUCUCUCUGUCUACUGAUCUAUCCCUGAACAGAGGCAGCGGGUCCCACUCCCUAAAGAAUGCAAAAAUGCAGAACAAGACACUGAAACGAACGAGAAGAUUUGUAGUAGAUGGAGUGGAAGUGAGUGUUACCACCUCAAAAAUCAUUAGUGAGGAUGAAAAGAAGGAUGAAGAGAUGAGAUUCCUCAGGCGCCAGGAGCUGCGGGAGCUGCGUUUGCUUCAGAAAGAGGAACAUCGGAAUCAGACACAAUUAACGAACAAACACCAGCUGUUCCUGGAACAAACGUUAAAACGCUUUGAACAGGAAAUGAAUACAAAGAAGAAGUUCUAUGACACAGAACUAGAGAAUCUAGAACGGCAGCAGAAGCAGCAGAUUGAAAAAAUGGAGCAAGAUCAUGCGCUGCACCGGCGAGAUGAGGCUAAACGUAUCCGAGCUGAGCAGGAACGGGAUCUGGUUAAAUUUCAAGAACAGCUGAAACAAAAAAAGAAAGAGCUCAAGAAUGACGUUGAAAAGCUCCCACGGCAACAGCGCAAGAGCACCAUGAAAGUGAAGUUGGAAGAAUUUGUCCAAAAAAAGCAAGUUAUGGAACAAGUCUUUAUUGUCAAGCAAUCUGAGGAUCUUGAACAGGCUAUGAAAAACAUUACAGCUCAGAAUCGGAAGGAGAUCUGUGACAAAGAACGAGAAUGCCUCAACAAGAAGCAGCAGCUUAUGAGAGACCGGGAAGCCACUAUCUGGGAACUUGAAGAGCACCAUCUGCAGGAGAAGCACCAGAUUAUGAAACAGCAACUCAAAGAUCAGUAUUUCCUCCAGAGACAUGAGCUGCUCCGGAAACACGAGAAGGAACGCGAGCAAAUGCAACGAUAUAACCAGCGCAUGAUAGAACAGCUGAAAAUUCGGCAGCAGCAAGAGAGGGCCCGUCUCCCCAAAAUUCAGAGGAGUGAAGGGAAAACCCGCAUGGCCAUGUAUAAAAAGAGUCUCCAUAUCAACUCCAGUGGAAGCGCCUCAGAACAGAGAGAAAAGAUAAAACAGUUUGCACAGCAGGAAGAAAAGAGACAAAAAGCUGAGCGACUGCAACAGCAGCAGAAGCAUGAGAUGCAGAUGAAGGAAAUGUGUGCCCAGUGUGAGAGCAAUACGAAUGAACUCCAGCAGUUGCAGAAUGAAAAGUGCCACCUUCUGGUUGAACACGAGACCCAAAAAUUGAAAGCCCUGGAUGAAAACCACAAUCUGACCCUCAAGGACUGGCAAGAUAAACUUAGGCCAAGAAAAAAGGCACUAGAAGAUGAGCUGAAUCAGAAAAAACGAGAGCAAGAAAUAUUUUUCAAACUCAGUGAAGAAGCUGAUGGCCUAUCUCCUAUGUCACCGAACAAGCCGGCUAAAUUUGUCCCAUUCAGCUCUGCAGAGGCUUCAUAAUACUUGGUUUAAGUAGGCAAGGCUUGCUAAUACUUGCCUUUGUUUGUUGGAGGGAAAUCAGCAGACAGGGCUCCUUCCUCUCUUUGCCAACUCUGAUCAGAGUUUCCUGUUCAGUUGUGUGUCAGACAGUCAAUGUGGCUAGCAGUCUGAUCCACUAGAGGUGAGGCAGAUUCACAUGUAGGUUAGAAGCAAGCUAUAAAUGAGCUUCAGGAAGGGGACCUGAUGGGGCCGAGUGCAGAAUCCACAUUGCUUGCUGAAUCCUUUCCCUGGUCACUGUCCAGUUUUGUCUUUUACCAUUUCCCGAAGGGAUAUGUGGAAAAGAUCUAAGAGGAAAUUCAUCACCGUAUCAGUUUAAUUUUCCAAGUUAGCUUUCCUUUGUAUUUCAACUUAAUGAGUGGGUGGUUUCACUCAACAGUAUAACUUGAGACGCAAUAGAAAGUGAUAUUCACCUCUGAUAACCUUUCAAAUGACAGUAAAACAUCACCUGUCUUUAAUGUGGUCUCUAUCUUUGUAAAUUAAGCAAAGGACUGCUUUUCAUUCUAUGUCUCCCUUUUGAAAUUGAUCUGUCCCUCAGCAUGUUCCAGACAGCUUGUGACAUAAUUUGUAUCUGUGAUAUAGAAUAGCUCUACUAUAGCCUGAAACUUAGAAGCAAAGUAUUUUUAGUCAAAGCAGUCCUAAAACAAACAGGGCAGCCAGAGGCUUGGAGGAAUGCAUUUCUACCACUCUGAAGGUUGAGUAGAGACUGGGAAAAUGCUUUCCAAUCUGGAGCUAUGUUUAAAUAAACAGACUUGCCCAAACUAAAUGGUUGUAAAUGUACCGUAAGGAAGAAUGAUCUUUCUCUGUUGUUGUCAAUCAUCCAUGAUCCCAGCAGAUCUUCUUUUCAGACGCAGCAUUGUACCCUUGGUUUCCCUGUGCUGGUGAACCAGAGUUCUGUGGUCCCCUUUCACCCCACAGCACUACUUGUCUAAGAUGAAGCCUCUGCUCAGGUUAUGGCCAUGUUUGCUCUUUGGGUAAAUUAAGGAGCAGCCAAACCCAAAUGCCCACUGCAAAAGAUUUGUAGCUGGCCUAAGGUUAAAGGUGCUUUGCUUGCAUCAAAUUGUGUGUGACUUUCAAGUUUUCCUAGAGUAGCAAAUACCAGCUUUGGAACUUUCUCGUGCUAAAUGAUUGGGUGUGCUCAGAGUAGAAGACAUGGUUUUGACCUAAAGCAGCAUCUGUAAGGGGACUGCUUUGACUCAUUGUAGCGACUGUUUAAGUCUUUGCAGUUUCUCUGAAUCAGUAUAGAGGGCCACCUAAGAGAAGCCACAGAUAGUAGAAUAGAAUAUUAUAUAUUUGAAAUGCUAACACUGUUCAGUAUUUCAUAGACUUUUACAAAUCCUAUGUUUGACCAAAGAGAUCUCCUUUCUUUCCCUCCCACAUAUUUGAUUUAUUUAAUAUAAAUUUCCACAGGUUUUGUCCACUUUGCCAGUUUGCAUUUCCCUAUAAAUUAUAUAUAAAUUGUUGUUUUGUCACUCUAUGAAGUACAAUUCAUCCAGAUUUCAAUUUGGGCAGCCAGCUGUAUGUGAUAAAUGCUUUGUUUGGUACUUGUUUAGCUAUAAGUUCAAACAGAAAGUUUAUACAAUUCAUUUUAACCACCUCAGAACAAUAUGCAUUAAUGGAGGAAACAUGGUCCAGUGUUCCUUUUGAUAUACAGUGUAGGGCUAUUGCAACAAUAGCUCUUUGCCCUCUCUGUAGGAAAAAUAGUUCUGUUUUCUUAUGCGCUGUUCUUCAAAGCACUGUUGCUGAUGACAUGAUUUCUAUCCUGACAGCUAAUUUGCUGGAAUGUCAAUUGAGGUUUAGUAAACUAGUGGCUGCUGAUAGUCCCAGUCACAAUGUGUCAAGCGCUAGAAUAUAUUAAAGAUGUCAGAAUGAAAAUACAAUCUGAAAGAAAUGUCUGCCAAAAGGAUUCUGGAUGUCAGAGGUUUUUAGGAAAUGUGUGUUCAGAAAGCACUUUAAUCCCUUAUCAGACUGUUUUAAAUCUUUGAGUGUUAAGAUAAUGUGAGGAGAGAGAGAGAAAUGGAAACAAAGCCUGCACAUUAGGAAUGUUGAAAGUGAAGGCAAAUGUUCUCUCAGUGAACAGUGUUAGCUUCAUGUUGAAAAUGAGGGAUGCUUCAUAAACAUCAUGUCUUGGGUUUGUUGGUGUGUACGCACAUUCCUGCUGUUUCUUCUCAGCCAAGAAACCAAACAGUUGUAUACACUCACAACUACUCUUUCUCCCUUUCCUUGCCAGCCUGGUCCUGGCUGUUCCCAAAGGGGCUAGAACUUCACUACUGGCAAUAUGCACUUCCCAGUUUUUCCAGGAAGCGUAUUGGAAGAAAGCGUCCCUUUCCCUCUUCCAGUUAAUUGUUGGCUAAUCCUAGGAAAAAACGUCAGGGCAGAGGGUUUUGUUUUUUGUGUUUUGUUUAGGAAUAAGGGCUUUUUGGAAAAAAAAGUUCUCAAGGAUUUUCUGUCUUUGGGUUACCAUGAUGAUGUAAAUAAUCUAAUAAAUAUGAACCACUAAGCCCUUGCGUGCGGUCCAGAUUUGCAUUCCUGCUGCGUGUUUCUUUAGGUCAGCAGUGCUGACUUGUAUUUAUACAUGAUCUUGGCUUGGCUACAGUGGAAAUGUGUUUCAGAAUGCUGUUGAUUGGCAUUAAAACGAGCCAAGUCAACAGCUUGAUGGCCCUGUACAAAGUGUUUUUAAAAUAUAGAUGGUCUUACUUGAAAAUAUCUGUACUGUAUUGGAAUGUGUUAAUAUUAAACUAUUAAUUCUUGAAGCAGAUUGUGAUUAGUUAGAUCUAUGUGUAAGUCUCUGUCACUGGUUAUUCAAAAAAAAAAGGUCGACAUUGGUAGCAAGGUGGAUCUGCACCUCUCAUUAACUCUUACUGUAAUUCUGUCAUUCUUCUAUUUUGAUAUGAAAAUUAUUGAAUAAUAAUAGGAUGGAAGGUGCUGAACUACUUAAAAAAGCAUUACUUUCACGAACAUGAAACCUGGCUGUAGCUGAGUUCCAGAAACAUUUCUACUUUACAUAUUGUAUCUUGAAAUCUUAAUGUAAAGGGGAUUUUUUGUAGCGUUCUAGUAAUUUACUGAUUUUCUUUAAGGUGGAAAUUUCUGUCAAUUGACUGGGUUUGUCAGAGAAGCCAUUCUUCCUGUAUGGCAUUUCCAGCAAUUCCCAUAAGAUGUUAGUGUUGCUGAGCAUAGAAAAUACAUUAACUUACUUUGAAAAUUCUGCACCACUUACCUUUUACAACAUCUGUUACUGUACUAGUUGAUAAUUGAAACCCACUAGGCAGUGAUGCUCGUUCCUGGUUUUGGAAUCCCAAUCCCCCUUCUCAUCCCCCAUAGAGGGAAGAGCUGUUGGAGGAAUAAACAACAGCUAAAAAAUCAGGAGAACUCCACAAGCACUGGAGAACUCUUCCUGUUCUGAAAAGCAAUCCCCUAACAACGCAUCAUUGCAAAUGCCUUCAUUCUAGUGAGCUGUAGCAUAUUUCCCAUUUUAGCUAAUACUGGUUAUGACUGAAAAUUGUAUUUCCUGCACCUUCAUGGUCUGUAUGGUUGGCAUAACUCAGCUCCACUGCCUUUGCACUUGUUUUUAUGUUGGUUGUCAGUUGGUUUUGGAUUGGGACUGAAAGCAUAGUUCCAUACCUAUUCAAGUAAGAAGACAUAUUGGUGCCACCCUCUUGCCAAAUGCCUGUGUCUCACCUGCAGUUGAGCACUGAUUCCUCUUCCAGUUAGUUGAGCUAGUCUGUGUUGUCACUGGUACCUCUGAAUAGCCUUGGGGACACUGAGAAGGAUGUGGGCAGCAUCAUAUCUUCUUCUGAUCUUUGGACCUUUGCUCAGUUUGCAUAACUUUGUGAAUGAGAUGCAGAAUAACAGUGUGGCAUUUGGGAGAAGGGAUACUAGCAUGCCCGCUGCUUAUAUCAUUGGUUUGACUCGUGAGGCAGCAGCAGUCAGAUACACAGUUCCUUAGAAAUGGGAAUUCUGUUCCAAACAUCUUACAAAAUAUUUUUUUUAGAAAAGAAGAUGUUCCUAUUUUGUUUUCUAAUCAGUAGUUCUACCAUCAACAUAUGACUCUAUCUAUAUUUCUGAAAUCGCUAUACUCUUUGCUUUGCCUUUCUUUCAUUCUGGCGCUUUUUACCCCUCAUACUUCCUCACAGUCACUUGCUAGCAAUUGGUGCCUGGGGGUAAGGUGAGGUUAUUUCUCCUUAGCUGCUCUUGGAAAGCUGCAGCUGUUGUCCUGGGCCUUCUGGAUGGUUGCUGGUGGUGGUGGCAGCUUCUCUGCUUUGCUUUUCUUCUGAACCUGCAGUGCCUGAGCUGUCAAGAUGCUAGCACCUGGGCCUAUUUAGAAGGGGCUGCCCUUGGUGUCUACUGGCUUUCAAGUGCCUGCUCCACUUGUAAUUUGCUGGCAGACCCUGGAUCUGCAGCACUUGAUUUGUUCAGCUUCUCUCGAAGUUCACCUCAGCCACUGCCUCACCUCUGCCACUUCUGUGUAUUCUGGCUAUUCCGUGGCCUUCAAUGCCAUUCAGCAUCACUGCUCAGCCCUUUGCUGCCACUGCCAGCAUUCUUCAGCUUUCGCUAGUGUCCUCCCUUUCUUUGCUCUUUGCUCUUCCCUGUCAUUUCAUUUUCUCUUUUUCAUCACCACCACCACCAUUAGCACCAGAGCCAAAUCCUUUUUAAAAGGCCAGCUUGAACAGUUUGGCAGAGCACAGCCCUUAAAGGGAAAUGGGGGACAAAGAGGUGUGGGUGUUCCAGUUGCGGUACAUCCUUCCUUCCACAGCUUGUCCUAGUGUGCAUGAUUGAUUUUUUUAUGUAUGUAUUCUCCAUCAUGCCUAAUACUUGCAUGCCUAUCUUCUAGGUGUAAUAGUCCAUUUGUAAACAAAUCACAGGUAAAAAUAGCCACUCUGAGAAGGAUGCAUUACACAAGGCAUUAUGGUGUUCAGUGUGGAGAAAGAAUGUCCUAUUAUACACAGUACUUUCUGAGAUGUGCUUUGCUCAUGUAGAUAUGCAAACAUCAAAAGUUUGAAAUGCUGGAGAAAAGCUUCUUUUGCUUUUUGAGUCUAGAAUAUUACAUUUGUGACCUGACAAUGAAGUUACAAAUUCUAAUGCAAUCAAUCUGGCCACUGGUGUAUCUAAUGUUGUAAUAUAAUUCUUGUCCCUAUUUGUGCAAAAUUAUGUUCUGCAGCUGUCUGCCAUGACAUAUCACUGCUCCUAUGCCAUUGGAGAAACAUCCCAUGCUAAUUUGAUGGGCAAAGAUGGAUGAAAUGUGAGCACAUUGUCUCAUGUGACCAAUUUCUUUACAUGUGAAAAUACUCCAUUGCACUCAUGUCACUAUAUCCAUUUUUGGCCGUUCUGCAACAAAAAAUUUAAUGGAUUCAGUGCAGUUGUUAAGAUGACACAAAUUGAGUAUAGUAAGUUGCAGGUGCUAGAAACGAUCAAAAUGUGAACACAUCUAUUGGUUGUGGACCUUCCAGAACUGCUUUGAUUUUAUCUGGUGACUUGUGCAUCUAGUAUAAUGUAUUCACUGUAUACUGUUGAGUUCUUUAAACAAUCCACAUUUUGCAUGAUUGGCAUAUAGCUCAUAUUUUUCUAAUUUACUUUGCCUCUUCCACCUGUCACAGCUGUGUCAACCAAAUAACACUGUGUUCUGGAAAUGCCUUGCAGGACUAGAUCCAUGGCCUGUUGUCAGAUAGCAAUAACUGAGGCAAUACCAAAUAUUGACCUGUUGUAUUAGUACAGACCUUUGAAUGUGUUGAUGUCUGGAAUCUUCUUCCACUUCCAUUUGUAGAUAGGCCUGCUAACCGUCCUCCUGACAGAAAAUAUCCUCAAAAAUAUCCUUAAUUGAUGAGAAAGAUACUGUUCAACUAUCACAAAUGGAAUUAUAGUAACCUUAAAAUUUCUACACAAUCUCCCUGUUCCAUUUCUUUUUAUAAGUAUGAUAGGAGUUAGCCAUGCUGUCUAAGCAACUUUUGAAAGUGUGUUAACCUUUUCCACUUCAGUAUUCACUUGGAGGCAAAUGCUAUCAUGAACAGGUCUUAUUUUGUGGAACUCAAGCUAUGCAUUUUCAGCUAAUUCUAUUUCUAUCUUGAUAUGUUUCAAGGUUCCAGUUCCUUCCUUGAACUCUUCUGCUGCUUGUUUUAGUGCCUUGUAAUAUUUCCUUACAAGAUUUCUUCCAUAGCAGUUUGUUGAACAUGAACAAUAGGAUAGUUCAAGGGUAGUUUCUUCACCCACGCUUUCCUACUGAGUGCUGGAUCUUAACUCUUAACGGCAUGUGAAUCUGGCUGACGUUGGUUAUUUUCAUGUUUCCAUAUCAGCUUUUACCAUUCCUGUGGACAUUAUCUUUUCUACUGUGUAGGUUUUCAACAAUAACAGUUAAUGUCUAGUUUGCAAAGUUUGAUGGCUGAUUUUUUUCCCCUCUGUCUAUGACAUUUCAUCUUCACAGAUCUCUAAUUCCAGCUAAUUUUUCCAGCUAUCUGUGGUAUCAGUCAGACUAGUCGUUUUGGUAUAUAUUGUAAAGUUCCAGGGUCACUAUCUCACUAUCCAUGUCAAGGGCAUUAAUUUGGGGUUUCUCUGCCUGUGCCGUGAUCUGUCACAACGAUUUGUGAAUUUACAAAUUCAGACCACCUGCACAUUGUACCAUUAGUGGGAAAAAUAGAUAGACAGCUCCCCUGUUACUCAGAAGGUUACUGUAUUAACAAGAGAAUGAAGAAGUCUCUGCCCUAAUAAAUUUAGAGAUAAAUUGGGUGCUGCAGCAAAAGUACACAUUUAUUGAGGUUUUCUGUAACCCCCUUUGCCUUCCAAUAAAUCUGAUUAAAGAAGCUUAUGAGAAUCUUGUUUUUGGGGGUAAUCACCUGUCAAGAGCUUGACAUUCAUCUUGGCAACUCCUUUAAUCCUCUUACAAGGAAAGCUACCUUCUUGUUCUUGACCAGGACUAUGCAAACGACUGUCUGAGAACAGAAUGGGUUGCCAGUACCUUAGUUCAACAUUAGCAACAAGUAGAUUCACAAACCAGUCAACUGAUUACUGAUGUUCCUCAGAUGAUGCAGCAAUUUGGACAAGCAAGGCAACCAGCUAUGGCCACUAUCGGUGCCCCUUCUGCCAUUCCUGCUCCUCCAAUUAUGCUAUUUCACUCUGCAGGGGGAAGGGGACUUGAGUUGGAAGGCGGUCUUAUGAUCUUCUUAGACCCUGGAAAAGAAGAUGGCAAUUUAGAAACCAUCACCACAAGUUUGGAACACUUACAUUCUUCCAUCAUCAGGAAAACUCAUAGCUAGUUCCCUGCCCAUCAAGGGGGUUGUUAACAAGAAUGUAAAGAAACUUCCACCCUAGCCAACUUUGAGAUAAUUUAGAUGCUAAAAGGAAACCAUCCAGUUGCUAAAUUUUCUGUCAUCUAACUCCUUUUCCCUUUCAACAGAUCUGAUCAAAGACACCUUUGCAAGAAUCUUGCUUUUGGGUGUAAUCAGCUGUCAAGAGCUUGGCAGAUAGCACAGUGAAGAACAGAUCCUUUACUCAUACCUGUGCUUUGACUGCUCAUUGCACAAGCCAUCGACCUUUCCCUUUAUAGAUGCCUACUCUUAAAGGUACUCUCUGCUUCUAGGGCCGCAGCACAGGCUCUAGGAAACAGAGGGGAGAGGGAAGCUUUAUCUGUGAAUAUAGCCCUGACUUUGCUGGUAUUCUAUAAGCAGAUCAAAGUAACUUUAUUCCAGUGCAUGUUCGUCCCAUAGCUUACAACAAUAUUUCUUUCCUAAAAUCCUUCAACUCUAGCAGGUUGCCAUGCAGAUGUAAUACUCCUAUGUAUGAAUACGGUUACUUUAAUAAUACAGAUAAGCAAGCUGUUAGUUCAAUGCUAUUUUGCAAAUUCAUACUACUAUUGAAGGAACAGUAGAUUCCACCUGUCAUAGAUAGUCUAGUGCAUCCUGCACUGAGAAGGGAGGUGGGCUAGUUGACCUCUAAGGUCUAUUCCAAGGGCAUGAUUCUGCAAUUCUAGGAAUGUGCUAUUGUUAGCAUUUCCACAGCAACAUCUCUCUCCAAUAAAUCCCUCAAAUUGAAUUUUAAAGUCCUGAAUUCUUUGACCAACUUUGUAUAAGGGUUACCAGUCUGCACACCUGAAUGUCACUGUGAGAAACUUUGCAUCUUGAGCAGAAGAAUGAAAAUGUCCAGAGCACACAUUUCCCUUCUCAUAACAGUCAUUCCAUAUUUUACUGUUGUGUUUAUAUUAAAUUACCAACUUUUAAAAAAUAGCAUUGCAUUUUAAACAUACAACAAAGGUGCAAGAUCAUUCCAAGCCUUUCAGUCAAGAGUCUACCAUUACUGAAAUAUAUCAAGCUUUUGUAAGGUUAAAAUAAAAUUGAAAAAAACCUUGAUCAUUUUGCACAUUUAUUAAAAGUACAGCACCUGUUUGGUCUGAUUAAUUUUUAUAAAGGUUUUUUAAAUUUCUUUGAGAAAUGAUAUGAAUGAAAAACUUGCCUGCUGAAGGUGACACUAAAGCAAAGUAGAAUUUUUGAUUUCUGAAAUCUACUGUAAAUAUUCUAACUAAAGACUUAAUUUGUAUAACCAUCAUAAUGCAGUUCCCCAGCAAGUCCACUAGAUGGUACUAUCUUAAAAUAAUGAUUUAAGUUUUUGUUUUUUAUGAUGAUAUAAACUGAAGAUCAGAAUGAAUGAUAAUUUGAGGAAUUUGUUUAGGCAGGGUGAUCUGAAAGAACUCAGCAGAGAAGGUAUAUGAAGACUGAAUUUAUUUUGCUGCCAUAAAUGUGCUUU
Molecule: messenger RNA, 11646 nt
Organism: Python bivittatus (Burmese python)
Lineage: Eukaryota; Metazoa; Chordata; Lepidosauria; Squamata; Pythonidae
Source: RefSeq, a predicted model, not a curated record